Molecule: messenger RNA, 2666 nt
Organism: Exophiala oligosperma
Lineage: Eukaryota; Fungi; Ascomycota; Eurotiomycetes; Chaetothyriales; Herpotrichiellaceae
Exons: 2
Coding region: 613-2208 (531 amino acids)
Source: RefSeq, a predicted model, not a curated record
CUUCCCACCUCCGUCCCUCAGCUCGUGCCUCGUUAUUUUUCUCGCAGCUCGCGCAGGCUUCGCAGAGCGAUUUUUCUUAGAUUCCUUGAUAUCUCUGCUGUGCACAGCCCCUAGACCAACAGUGUUGAUUGCCUGAUUGUUCAGAGCCUCGACCGACAUAGCGACCGCAAAGCGCUUAUUGGCACCAAACUUGUUUUACUCCGUGGCAGACCAUAGAGUCAAGAACACCAAACCACCAUCGCUCGGACGAAUUACGGUCAACCGUGUUCUCGACCAUUUGUUGGCCUGUCAAUAGCUCAAUCACAUUUCCCGAAGCGCCUCUGGUCAGCACAACCCUGCCUGGGAGGUUGACUAUUAGUCGGCCUGCUUCCCAACACCCGUCUGCUUCCUUCUCAUCGUUGUCUAUACAAGUGCUCCCGAGCUGGUCCUCGACGACAUAGCAAAAGACACAAAAGAUAUCUCUCUCCACGGUGGUCGACUUCUUAUAUAUCCCAAGAUAGGUGUUGACCGUCUCACGUCAGCAUUUGCCGCUACUCCCCCAGCCCGAGUCCGCAUCUUGGGGAAUCCUUGUCCUACCAUCACCCGCAACGAGAAAUAGCCUUAACAAGAGCGAUGUCACCUUCCCACUUCGCACCAGUAUCGCCUAUCGAUAUCACCGUCAACACUAAAUCUUUUCGCCCGGCGGGGUCUGCAUUUGACGAACUCGACGAGAAAUCUGAAGUCAAGGUGACAACUAGGUCACUCCGAACCAACUCUACUGCUUCCUCCACAAGGUCGACUAGGAACCAGGUUCGGAAGACUCGCUUUGCAGAAGCGACGUCGGUCUUUUCACCGGCAUCCGGCCCUGGUGAACACAAUUCACCUUUCGCGGAUCCAAAGAUGGACGCCCUCAAGCCUUCAGAUGUUGGCUUCGGCUACAUCUCAGACACCCAGCCUGUCGAGCAAUUCAUCACCGUUCGAAGUGACCCCAAUGGCACUGCCGGUGCCCCUCUCAAGUCUGCUUUGAAGACGCCUGGGACGUCGAACCGGCUCUUGAAUCCAUUGAGCCCUACCUUCCGCGAAGAACAAAUGCUCGAGAAGGAAGAAUUGAAGACCGAUGAACAACAGGCCAAAGAUCUGAAAGUCAAGACCCGCGUGCGCAUGGCCAAGAUGGUCCUCCGAGGCGUCAACUUUUCCUGCUCGCUCAUCGUCCUCGCGAUGCUCAGCACUGUCCUGACCAUUUUCCACGCCACCAAGUCCAUCCCACCGAGAAACAACCUGACGGCAUGGGCACCCAAGCAGAAAAUCUGGCCGCAGAUCGUCGUCCUGAGCAUCUCCAGCGUCUCCCUCCUCUUCUCAAUCAUUGUCAUCUUGGCGUACUGCCGCAGAGGCCACAAGAGAGCCGAGAAGGUCGCCGUCUACUAUACCAUGUUCGCCGUGGGUUGGUUCUUGUUCAGCAUCAUCAUGUGGUUGGUGGGCGCAGGCAUCCUGCACGGAAGCAAGGCCAACGGCGGCGGCGUCGACAUGUGGGGCUGGAGCUGCAAGGACAACAAACGCCGGGACUUGUUCAAGGACGACGUCCACUACGCACUCGUCUGCCGGUUGCAGGACUGGUCGCUCAUCUGCUGCAUCAUCGAGGUCGUGGUCGAGGUCAUCGUCAUCGCCAUCUACGGGAUCGUGUUCUACCGCUUCUGGUCCAAGAACCGGCUCCGGAAGUCCAUGGACGCCCGCGACCGCGCCCGCACCGACCUGUACCUCGCCCAGCUGCGCACGCAGUCGGCGCCAAACACCCCCGGCUUCGCCAGCGUCCAGACCCCGCGGACGCCCGGCUUCCCUUCACAGCAUCACGCUCCGCCUUCGCUCCACUCUCCCCGGGGCGCCGCAGACGGCCUGGGGGCGCGUUCGCAGUCGCCCGCCCAGUUCGCCAACGUGUCGCCGCAGUCGAACACGACGACCUCGCCGUUCAGGUUGCAGGCACCGCCGAUCCGCGUGCACGGCGCGACGCCCAAGAUGCCGUCCACCGACAAUUUCCAGAGGCGGGCCCUGACGUCGUCACCGCCGCCGCGAGCUCCCACGUCUCCGCCUCCCGAGGACAGAGUGCACGAGCACUUCGGCGCCGCCCCGGGGGAGCAGACGUACGACGCCGUUCCCAUCCCCGGGGCUUACGUCCCGCCGUCCCAGCAACAGCAACAGCGCGGGGGACAGACUCCGCCCGGUCAGGCCUAUUGAUCCUGGACCUAUUCCUGGAAACCCCCUUUGUGCGUGGACGAGGCGCCUGACGGUAGGAUAAUAGGACUUGGGAUUCGGAGUACGGAGCCGAUUUGUGGGGAGUGGUCGUCGGAAUUCGACAAAAGGUACCACCCAGUACGAGACUACGGGUAACUAUUCAAAGGAAAAAAAAUGCAAACAAGUACCAUGGGUUUACCUUGAACUUGGGAACGUGGGUCGUCUCGUUCUGAUUGGGAUCUUCAUCCAAGCGUUCCUGAUCCGAUCCUGUCCAAGGCUGACGGUAUGCCUCGCGAAUACCGCCUUCAUCUUAUUUUUCUUCUUUACUUUCUUUUUUCUAUUUUCUUCUCAAUCUUCGUAUCUACACACCGACAAAACACAAACACACAGACGUCAAACCAUAUCUAUAUCAAAGCAUCGGGGGCCAGGAGCAGGAGCAGGAGCAGGAGCAGGAGCAGAAG